GGGAGCGGCGGGAGCGGACCAUGCCGUACCUCUUGAUCAGCACCCAGAUCCGCAUGGAGGUUGGCCCCACCAUGGUGGGGGAUGAGCACUCGGACCCCAGCCUGAUGAGCUUCCUGGGCGCCACGAAGAGGAACAUGCUGGGGAACAACUUCUCGGAGUACUACGUGCAGGAGGCGCCGCGGGUGGUGCUGGACAAGCUGGAGAGCUGCGGCUACCGCGUGGUGGCCAUGACCGGCGUGGGGCAGACCCUGGUGUGGUGCCUGCACAAGGAGUAGCAGCAAGCCUCCUGCCAACCUC
This is a messenger RNA of Dryobates pubescens (Downy woodpecker), 297 nucleotides long. RefSeq names its product GTP cyclohydrolase I feedback regulator (gene GCHFR). The coding region runs from base 21 to 275 and encodes 84 amino acids. The transcript has 3 exons. The record is from RefSeq and is a predicted model, not a curated record. Gene Ontology annotation, biological process: negative regulation of biosynthetic process. Gene Ontology annotation, molecular function: GTP cyclohydrolase binding. NCBI's taxonomy places the organism in Eukaryota, Metazoa, Chordata, Aves, Piciformes, Picidae. Gene Ontology annotation, cellular component: nucleus; cytoplasm.